Centropristis striata (black sea bass) is the source of this 2244-nucleotide messenger RNA. RefSeq names its product down-regulator of transcription 1 (gene dr1). Gene Ontology annotation, biological process: chromatin remodeling; positive regulation of transcription by RNA polymerase II; RNA polymerase II preinitiation complex assembly. Bases 606 to 1136 code for a protein of 176 amino acids. The record is from RefSeq and is a predicted model, not a curated record. Gene Ontology annotation, molecular function: general transcription initiation factor activity; protein heterodimerization activity; core promoter sequence-specific DNA binding. Lineage: Eukaryota; Metazoa; Chordata; Actinopteri; Perciformes; Serranidae. The transcript is spliced from 3 exons. Gene Ontology annotation, cellular component: negative cofactor 2 complex.
CGGUCGGUUCCACCGUGUAUCCGGCUUUUUGUUUGACGUCAUAUCCGGUCAGAUUUAAGCUAAUGUUACCCAGAAUACAAAGAUUGUAAAUGAACUACUGGUAGCUUUACGCUUCUUGGGUCAUGUUUUGCUCAUUUUGUCGAUGCAAGGAAGAGCAGCCUGCAGUGUUGUGACGACUUUAUUCCCCUCGCCGUGUCUCUCUGGCCAGCUGUUUGGUUAGUUAUGGCAGGGCCGGUUCAUUGUUAGCCUUUAGCUGUAGCCAUGCUCUCCUGCUCCGCUUUCACUUCUCGUCUUCUGGGCUGCGGCUUGCUUGCGACAGGGACCACAGCUACUAAACAUAUCUUUCUCCAAUAUUAAAGUUUUUGUCUUUUGUUGAUUAUUUGGACCUUUAGUUUUCUGUAACCACGACGCGCUGCGGAAGCUGCACCUCGUUCCUUUUAACGUGAAAUUCGCUUGGAUGACAUUUGAAUUCAUAUUGACGUUGCUGUUGCCUUGGCAGUAAACUCUUAACAUUAACUUACUAGGUUAAGUUACUGCCUUCGUCUGCUUUCGUUUUUCACCACUCCAGUCAGUGGGGAAGCGGAACUUUUUGUUUUUUUGCCACGAUGGCUUCUUCCUCUGGAAGCGACGACGACCUCACCAUCCCCAGAGCUGCUAUCAACAAGAUGAUUAAAGAGACGCUCCCUAAUGUACGAGUGGCUAACGACGCCAGGGAGCUUGUGGUCAACUGCUGCACGGAGUUCAUCCACCUCAUAUCCUCAGAAGCCAAUGAAAUAUGCAACAAGUCCGACAAGAAGACCAUAUCUCCUGAGCACGUCAUCAACGCCCUAGAGAGCCUUGGUUUCGCAUCGUACAUCACAGAGGUGAAAGACGUCUUGCAGGAGUGUAAAACUGUCGCUCUGAAGAGGAGGAAGGCCAGCUCUCGACUGGAGAACCUGGGCAUCCCGGAGGAGGAGCUCCUCAGACAACAGCAGGAAUUGUUUGCCAAGGCGCGGCAGCAGCAGGCGGAGCUCGCCCAGCAGGAGUGGUUACAGAUGCAGCAGGCCGCCCAACAGGCACAGAUGGCGGCAGCAUCUGCCAGCGCCGCGCAGCAGGCCGGCUCCUCUCAGGAUGAAGACGAAGAGGAUGACAUGUGAUCCCAGGACGCCAUUCUGCUUGUUCCGAAAAAUUCUUCCUGGGACAGUGUUGGCGCGCAAAUCUCCCAGCGCUGCCAACGGCAAAGACACGAGGCAUCUUUAAACCGCUGGUUUACGUCAGUGUAACACGGAUAAUGCACAUUGGAACGCUGAAGAGAAAAGACGGAGGGGGAUAUAAAUAUAGCCACACCGUCAGGCACCAGUACAGGAAAAUUAUUUGGAUUGAGAGGCUGUUAAUGAAUUUUGAUUUUUUGAUCAGUCUCAUCUUCCCCCCUCCUUGUUUUUCCAGUGGCUUCAGUUUAAUUAUGUCUUGAUAUUAUGUUGUGAGUAAUUUGUAGAUUUCUGGAUGUGUUGUGGACACUGAAGGCUCAUUGCCUGGGAAAUGUCAGUGAAUUUUUGGUGAUGACGCAAGUGUUGGCUCCUUCAGGUACUGCACCAGAUAGCUUACUUCUGUUAUCCGUUUUACUAGAUCACUUUUGGUGGUUUAGGAGAACUGCUUUUGAAUAAUUUCAGAGCGGUCGAAUUCUCCUUUUUUUGUUUUGUUUUUGAUGGUCACUUUUACAAUGGCUUCCUCUUCCCCCUCUUGGUAUAUUUGUUCGACUGAGGAUCAUUUGAGGGGUUGUUAAUAUAGGAAUUUUUUUGUUAAGUAGAGAAAUAAAUGGACAUUUUGGUUAAUUUUUAGCUCAUUCAGAUACUUUUUGUUGCAUUUCCUUUCAACCUUGAACCACCUACAGUAUUGCUAAUUAGCCACACCUUUCAGUUUCAGAAACUGUCUAUUUUUGUCUCAUAGAACCAAAGAUAGAGGACAGACUAACAGCCCAGAGUUAGUGUUUUUUAAAGGUCUAGGUGAUACUGUGAUUCUUGUCGCUGACUCCAGAUCAGUGUAAACGAUGUUAAGGAUUAUUAACCGAUGACUUUGUAAGAUGCUUUGAUAUCCAGGCUGAAUUUUGUUAUUUCCCUUCUCUUCGGGUGCAGUAUCAAACAUUUGCAUUGUGACUGUGGUCAAUCCUCAGUGUAAAGACAAGUAACCUAGUUGUUCUACACAUUCACCGCCUAUGCUACAAAGUUGUAUUCUUUAAGCAAUAAAGGAAUCAUGUUUUAUAGACAA